Symbiodinium sp. CCMP2592 is the source of this 2274-nucleotide messenger RNA. Lineage: Eukaryota; Dinophyceae; Suessiales; Symbiodiniaceae. The record is from the annotation of a GenBank genome assembly.
AUGGAGUGCCGCUGCUUCGAAGGGCUCUUCAGUGAAUCACCGCAGGAGCUGACUGCCCUUCAACGCGGCAUAGGCCCUGGCAUCCAUGCGGCGUUGGAAGGCUGGGUGUGCUUGGUGACCUCCAGUGCCCCGCGAAAAUCCAGAGAGGUUUAUGCAAGGCUCACUGCAGAUGCUCUUGGCUUCUACAAGGACAAGCCGCAGAUGGUCUACGACCCGGUGCAGAUCGCCACGGCCGUCGAGGGCAUAGCCAGCCCGAGCGAUGGCAUCGCGCCCGAGGAAGUUGUGCUGCUGGCGCACAUCGCCUCGGUCCUAGGCCGGUCCCAGGGCAGCCAGCACGUCCGCCUCUCCGACGGCCGGGGAAAGUGGUGGCAGUUGACACCGGCCUCCCCAGAAUUGGUGACGAAGUGGGCCGAGGCUUUGGCGAAGCGUUUCGACAAGUUCAAGACGGCCCGGCGGCGGAGCUCCAUGUACACGGCGGUGCAGCAGGACGACCUGAAGCAGCAGCUUGAGGCAGCCUCGCAGCAACGGAGACUCUGGCGGCGCUUGGUGGCGCUUCUGCCUUGUGCCCCGCGCCGGGACUUCUCUGAGGCAGUCGGCGGCUCCUUCGUGCCUUACAGAGGGAGCCGGGAGGGCGUGGGUGACCUGGUGGACCAAGAUGCCUUGAGCCAAGUGACAGAUGCGGAUCUCAUGGAGGCACAGGCUUUGCAUUGGUCGGAUUCGGCAGUGACUUUCUUGCAGACCUGCAAGGGCCUCCCUGAGGAUCUGCUGCCGGACUUCCUCUACUCCGUGCGAAAGGGCGUGCCCGAUGGCCUGAAGAGGCUGAUUUGGCCCCUCGCAGCUGGCCAAGCCUUGGCCUCGAAGGUCUCGGAUGUGAACGCAGAUGAUGUCUACAACAAUCUGCUGGACCGGAGCUUUGGGGGCGUUCACCCGCACGAGUUCCAGGAUCCCGUCCCAACCUUCUGCCAGGGGGUGCAGGGCGUCGAGGAUGCGCCGGCGCUGAGCGCAGUCGUGAAGCAUCUGUGGCUUCUGAAGCCACAGGGACAGCAUACACUGAGGCGGCUCCUCUGGGUGUCGCAGCUCACAAGCAACCACGUGGAGUUCUGCCCCUUCCUGCCGAAUUUGAUGGCCACACUCCUUUCCUUCUUUACCGAAGCUGAAACCAUGUUCAUCGUCCGCGAGCUGCUGCUGGAGGCGGAGAACGCCCCCGGCGGAGAAAGCCCGAAGAUCAUCCUGAACCUCAGCCAAAUGCAGAAGCAGGCCAAGCUGCUGGUGCGGGAAGGCAAAAAGCGGGGCAUUAUCCCCAACAUCCUCGCCCACCUGGAGAGUCUAGGACUCAACACCGAGGAGGUGGCCACGCGCCUGCUCCAGGACGGGCUGGCGAGCAAACUGAACUUCCGGGCGCUCUGUCGCCUUGUGGGUGCCUUCCUUGGCGAGGGCAGCGAGGUCAUCCUGCGAUUCGCUUUAGCUUUGCUGAAGCAGUCGGAGGAGGCCCUCCUCGCUUGUUCCUCCAGCAACGAGGUCAUGGACUUCUUGGAAACCAUGAUCCAGCGGCAGCAGGGCAACCACGAAGAGGUGAAUGCGCUCACCAAGGUGGCCUAUUCCCUACCCCUGCGGAAUCUCUCCAUGGCACGAGUGAGCAGCUCCUGGAAGAUCUCCUAUGCUGCUCCGAAGCAGGCCUAUGAGAAGCACAUGUUCUGCCGGCCACGACUCUACGAGCCAAGAGGUUCUGUUCCGGAUGAGAUCUGGGAGGCGAUCUGGCCUUGGGUCCCGGCUAACUGUCGCGUCUUCGACCCGCAUUUGAUUUACACACCAGUCGUGGACGGAACGUCAUUACGCACUUGCUUAGAGAAGUGCAAGAAGUGCAGAGAUGCAGCCAUGUGCUUUUUCGUCUACAGUGAGUUCGGAGACGUUUUGGGAGGCUUCUCACCCGUGAUCUGGGCCAGGACCAGUGGCUAUCUCGACCUGAUGACCUCCUUCAGGGCUGCUGAAGACGCCUUCGUCUUCAGGAGGCUUCAGGGCAAGACCACGGUGGACGUCUUCACUUGGACUGGCGCCAACCAGAUGCUCAUGCAGGCUUCUGAGCUGCAUGGCUUGAUCUUCGGUGGGGAUGAUGCCGCGGUGCACGUGAACAAGGACCUCACACGAGCAACCUCCAGCGCUUCGCGAUCCUUCAGCUCUCCACCACUUUUGGAGGAGAACCACGGCGAGUCGAAGGUGGACGGAGUUCGCGACUCCUUCGAGAUUUGCAGGUUCGAGGUCUUCGCUUUGCUGUGA